AUGCGCCAAGGCACGAGCAGCAGCAGCAGCAACAGCAGCAACAGCAACAGCAGCAGCAGCAAGCGAUGCCACUUCACACGACUUCUGCCCCCCACACCCACGCGGAUGCCUCAGGGGGACUCGGGACGGAGCCGUAGCACAAUGAAUUCCAGCAGCAGCAGCAGCAGCAACAGCAGCAGCAGCAACAGCAGCAGCAGCAACAGCAGCAGCAGCAACAGCAGCAGCAGCAGCAGUAACACUAUCGCCAGCACGUCUGUUAAAGCUGAGAGGUUUCAACAGCUCCUGAGUCGAGAUGUAAUAGACGCAGGAGAGUUAAGGAACUUACUGUGGGGUGGAGUGCCGAGCUGCUGCUCCGCAGAAGUCCGGAGCGAUGCCUGGCGAAUCAUGUUGGGAUAUUUGCCGCUAACUCGCGACAGGAAAGACGCAGCGCUGGCGAAGAAGAGGGCGGACUACCAAGAGCUGGUCCAGCACUACUACAGCAGAGGGGAAGCUUCAGCAGAAGAAGUGAAGCUGCUGAAGCAGCUUCGCGUGGACUUGCCGCGGACCCACGCGGGCAGGAAGUUCUUUGCCCACCCCCGCAUUCAGCUGGGUAUGGAGCGCGCAUUAUUUCUGUGGGCCGUCAAGCACCCAGCCAGCGGCUAUGUGCAGGGCAUAAAUGAUUUACUGACUCCCUUCGUCGCAGUGUUCCUACACGCAGCGCUCGGGAGAGAUCCCGAGGAGCUUUCUAUUGACGAGGUAGACGAGAAAGUGCUGCUGCAGGUUGAGGCGGACAGCUUUUGGUGUCUCGCGAAGCUUCUGGCCCAUAUUCAGGAUCACUACACGUUCGGACAGCCGGGCAUUCGCCGUCUUGUCGUUCGGCUGCGGGACAUCGUCAAAAGGGUUGAUGAAGGCCUUUACCAGCACCUGGAAGACCACGGGGUCGAUUUGCUGCAGGUCACUUUCCGCUGGAUGAAUUGCUUGCUCAUGCGGGAGUUCCCUCUGAGCUGCGUAAUUCGACUGUGGGAUACUUACAUAGCGGAGCAGGCGGAAGGCUUUUCGGACUUCCACGUCUACGUCUGCGCAGUUUUUCUCGUAAACUGGUCGAGACAGCUGAAGCAAAUGGAUUUCCAGCAGAUGAUACUGUUUAUUCAAAAUUUCCCUACGACAACAUGGGGCCCUCAAGAGAUCGAGACGCUGCUUGCUGAGGCGUUCGUUCUCAAAUCUCUUUACCAUUCCGCACCCAAACACUUAAACUAA
Molecule: messenger RNA, 1236 nt
Organism: Eimeria tenella
Lineage: Eukaryota; Apicomplexa; Conoidasida; Eucoccidiorida; Eimeriidae
Product: TBC domain-containing protein, putative
Exons: 15
Coding region: 1-1236 (411 amino acids)
Biological process (GO): activation of GTPase activity
Molecular function (GO): GTPase activator activity
Source: RefSeq, a predicted model, not a curated record